Pomacea canaliculata is the source of this 2299-nucleotide messenger RNA. RefSeq names its product inorganic pyrophosphatase-like. The transcript is spliced from 12 exons. Gene Ontology annotation, biological process: phosphate-containing compound metabolic process. Gene Ontology annotation, molecular function: inorganic diphosphate phosphatase activity; magnesium ion binding. The coding region runs from base 41 to 1027 and encodes 328 amino acids. NCBI's taxonomy places the organism in Eukaryota, Metazoa, Mollusca, Gastropoda, Architaenioglossa, Ampullariidae. Gene Ontology annotation, cellular component: cytoplasm. The record is from RefSeq and is a predicted model, not a curated record.
UGCGCAUGCGCACGGGAGAGAAAUUCCGCGAUCAAGUUCGAUGCAACGUGGGUCGUUGUGUCUGAUCAGCCGGGCGGUGCUGGGUGAGCGCAAACCAGCAGUGCAGCGAAUCCGUGUCCUUUCCAAACACCUGACUUAUUCUAACACAAUGUCGUACUCCACCGUAGAACGAGGACAGCCCAACACCCUUGAUUACCGGGUGUUCUUUCGAUCACCACAAGGGAAAUUGAUAUCUCCAUUCCAUGACAUUCCUCUGUAUGCUAACCAAGAGAAAAACAUUUUCAACAUGGUGGUCGAGAUUCCACGAUGGAGUAAUGCAAAGAUGGAGAUUAACAAGGAAGAGAAACUAAAUCCCAUCAAGCAAGAUGUCAAGAGCGGCCGGUUGCGCUAUGUCAAAAACAUUUUCCCUCACCAUGGAUACAUCUGGAACUAUGGUGCAUUACCACAGACUUGGGAGAAUCCAAAAGAAAAAUUUCCUGAGACUGGUACAGCUGGAGACAAUGAUCCCUUGGAUGUUUGUGAAAUUGGUCACAAGAUACAAGAGCGGGGAUCAGUCAUUCAGGUGAAGGUGUUGGGAACUCUGCUGCUUAUUGAUGAGGGUGAAACAGACUGGAAAAUAAUUGCCAUUGAUGUCAGUGAUCCAUUGGCCAGCAAACUGAAUGACAUAAACGAUGUUCAUCAACACAUGCCAGGAUUUUUGAGGGCUACAUAUGAAUGGUUUCGUUACUACAAGAAACCUGACGGUAAGCCGGAAAACACCGUCCACUGGAAUGGUGAAUGCAAGGGAAGGGACUUUGCAUUGGAGAUUGUGGAAGAUGCCAACAAACAGUGGCAUCGGCUGGUGUCCAAUUCUCGUGAAGCUAGUGGGGGAUCGAUCUCAUGUGCUAAUACCACUCUCUCGGGAUCCUCAGACACCAUCAGAGAAGAAGAAGCUGAAACCACUGUGAACCAGAAGCCUGCAUUAGGUCCAGCAGCACCUGUAGAUCAGGAAGUGAACCAAUGGUAUUAUGUUAUACCAUCACAGUGAGGAGGAAGAGCCAAUUUGCUACAAGCCAAAUUAACACAAGAAAAUCCCUAGAAAGCUUUGGACCACUGCCAAAAAGGCACUUCUUCAUGUUGUGAACGCAAAGCUAGCAUAUUGCUAGGCUAACCAUCGACUAAUUUCUUAUUGCUUUGUGAGACAUCAGAGAUUAGAUAAGCAACUCCUGAUGCCUAGCUUUCAAAUUUAUCUGGCUGAUCCUAAAGAGAUGACGCUUGACUAGUAAAUAAGGCUAGUGGAUCGAGGUGUGGUUAAUGAGCUUUGAUAUUAGUGACAGCUCAGUAGAAUUGGGUUAGAGACACAACCCUAGUCUUAUCGGCAUCAAAUAAAUAAAAAAAUUAAAUAAUUUAAAAAAACAUGCUAAGUCGGUGGUUUUUCAGCAUUCAGAAGCUUUAUCCUCCUAAAAUAACAGCAGAUUUCUUAUUUGUAGUUGUGAAAAAAGUGUGUAGCCAUAUCUUUCCUUCCUAAAUGCUUGCUUUUCUCAGGAAAGAAAAUAUUUUUUCUGAAUAUGAAUUUAUACUGUCUUGAGAGCCUAUACAAAUGUUUUGUUUAAAUGGUAUGUAUUUUGACAUGUUUCUUAGCUUGUUUUUAUGCUGCAAACCAGCUUGAUAAUUACCGGUAUAACAAAGGAAUGAAAGUUUGUAUAGUGGGAAGAGGAAUCUGAAAUCGGUUUACAGCUGUUUAAAAACUGUAGAUUGCAGAAACUUUGAGUCUUUCUCCCUGUCCACUCCCACCCCCCAAAAAAAAAAACUUUCGGGCUUUUUUUUUUUUGGCAAUACAUCCAUUGCAGAGUUGUGACUUCUUUUCUUUUGUUACAAUUUAGCUAAAGAAAUAAUAGAAAAUGUAUUAAGUGCAAGUAUUAGGGAAAAUGAUAGUUCCAUUCCCAACCCCCCAAAAACCUCAGGUGGCACUGGUUUCCCAGCAAUGGUGUCAUCAUCACUAGUGGGUGAGCAGGUGCUAUAGUAAUCACAUGUCACAGUUUAGAUAGGUAGAGCCUGAAUCAAGACUUGUUACAAAUGUUGUGCAUUGGAAUGUCAGCUGUCACAGACUGAGGUCACAACAAACUGGGAAUCAAGAAAAUGGUUGUGUAAUCUUUCUUUGUGGGAGUGAGAAAACUGAUUUGCUUUAUGGCACUUUUUCCCUGCUGUCAAGCGAAGUGUGGUCCAUAUCCCUAUAGGAUCACUUCAGUGUGGCUAUCCGUGAUGUACCAGCAUACCAAGCAUAUGCACAGGGAGUCUAUAUUAAAAUAUUAUAUAGGUG